AUGAUUGUGUCCAUAAGACGUGUGUGUCGAUGGGCGAAAGGGAGUCAUAUAACGACGAUGAGGCCUGUGGGACGUUUCAAGUGCCAACUCACAUGCCUGAAAAUUAUGUUUUAUGUGUGCGUCGUUUGCUGUCUAGUCGGUGUGCUGGGAAACAUUUUGGGCGUUUCGCAGCUUCUCCUAGAAAAUGUCGAUGGAAACUCCACGAUAGCAACACGCGGAGACAACACGGGGAGUCCGAAAGUCAUGAAAUGGACAGGGCGACGGGACACGAAAACAGAAUUGGUUGGUAAGCGCAAAGAAAACCGGAUCACGGCGAACGGAACAACGCUCUUGUCGUGCCCCGGCUUUGAAGAGAAGCAGUCACCGGCGGCGUAUUAUUGUGCCAACGGUGCCGCGAACCGCGCUCCUAUCUCCUCGCUUCGUGUCCAAUCUCUUGCAGAGCUUAAUAAAGGAAAAAAAUCGUUUCCUAUGAGUGCACCUCCUGUGUGUUACGCGUCGAAUGGGGUUCCAGUGGCUCGACCUCUAUGGGCAAACUCUCUGUUGCGUUUGUUGGUGGAAGAAGGUGUCUACAAGUCGGUAUUAUCGUUGCUUCGCCAAGACCCAUGGUAUAUUCUGAUUGGAUGGGUGCCUAGUAAAUUUAUGGCACCACAGAAACCGGGCCGAAGGACAAAUGGGGAACCCAUGCCUUCCCAGAAUAGAGGGGCAAAUGCGACAUACUACUUGGAAGCCUACGGGAGUGUUUGGCACGCCAAGGUGGAAGUGGGAACAUGGCCCUUUCAUUUUCAGCUAGUCCAUCGAAACGCCAUUGCGGUCUGUGUACGUGAACGCAUUCAUCUGUACAAGUAUUACUGCCUUCCUGAUAAUAAAAUGGAAGCGCUUCCUAUUUACGUAUGUGCAUGUCGUCACUGCGUCGUUCCCGCGGAUGACUCUCAUAAAGAAAUUCCAACCGCGUCUCAUGGACGCCCUUUAUUAAUGAAAGAACCCUCACUAAUAGAGAUGGCGAAGACCGCCAACUCAAAAAUAUUCUUAAAAAAAGGUCUGCCUCAGACACCGUCACUUGGGGAAGAGGGUACAUGCAUUGAUGCGUUUGAGGCACCAUGGCUACUUAACACUUCGGUUCUCGCCGCCUUUCCAUACGAGGGAAAACACAAUGACCUCGAUGGCCUACUGGAAAUUCAGUCCGGUGAAAAUGGAUUUGUCACCGUUGUGAUAUUUAACAGCUUUUGGCGCGAUCAAUUACAUAACUUUGUGUACAGUUUUGCAAAGAGGGCCAAGAUGCGGAAUCUGAUUGUCGCUAGCGUGGAUGACACUGCGCUUUUGCUUUGUUUGUCCUUUCGCUUGCCAUGCCUGAAUGCCACCUUAUUUGUGGAGCCGGAGAAAGGGACAGAAAAGGGGGGUGAUAACGCCUCAUCGAAAGGAGGUUUUACACGUAAAGUCACGGAAGAAUUUUCUUGGGUGAAACCGCGACUGGCUAUUGCCGUUCUUCGUCGUGGGUACACUUUUAUGCUUGCGGAUCUUGACAUCACAUGGAAUCGCUCUCCCAUGCCCUACCUGCUAAAAAAUCGUUUGGAUUUGGUGCAUCAAUGCGACAGCAGGGGUCGCCUGAGUAUCAACUCCGGACUUUACAUGGCACGUCCAAAUAGUUGCAACUUACGUUAUUUUCAGGAUUUAAUGUCUUUUCGCACGGAUGAGAGUGCGGAUCAAAAUGCAAUGAGACUUUUCAUGAAUUACGAUCACGUUCACGGUGUUUCGCAGCAAUGUCUACCAAAAUGGGACUUUAACAUGAAAUGCAACUACAAAGUUGAAGGCUCCGUUAGGCUAGAGGAUGGGCGUCAAACUUUUCGCUGGCGUCCAUACCCACUUAAUGAAAACCCAAAAUGGGUGGCGAUGCAUGCGACAUGCCUUUCUGGAGCGAAGGACAAGAUCCGGUACUUUAAAGCCAUUAAGGCAUGGUUUCUGGAUGAGCUGGAUGCAAAGACGGGAUCAACUUCUUCACCAAAGUCCUUUUGUGUCGUGUUACCUUCUUUGCUGAAUGCCACAGAUGCUCCAAAUAGGAUUGUGCACGGUGUUUUUGGGACCACCCUUCACAGCGAUGCAUACAAUGAGAUGACACCCGACCCAAAAUACCUUCAGCAACGACAUUAG
This is a messenger RNA of Trypanosoma cruzi, 2145 nucleotides long. RefSeq lists its product as uncharacterized. The transcript has a single exon. Bases 1 to 2145 code for a protein of 714 amino acids. NCBI's taxonomy places the organism in Eukaryota, Euglenozoa, Kinetoplastea, Trypanosomatida, Trypanosomatidae. Gene Ontology annotation, molecular function: glycosyltransferase activity. Gene Ontology annotation, cellular component: Golgi apparatus. The record is from RefSeq and is a predicted model, not a curated record.